Caenorhabditis bovis is the source of this 1410-nucleotide messenger RNA. The record is from the annotation of a GenBank genome assembly. Lineage: Eukaryota; Metazoa; Nematoda; Chromadorea; Rhabditida; Rhabditidae.
AUGGAGAACAGCACGGAAUGCUUAAAUCUGAACGAAGAGCUUUGGGAUUUCCGUGCGGAUCUCUCAUCAAGGUGGCCAACUAUGAUAAUAUUCGCAUUUCUAUAUUUGGUCAUCAUUGCUGCCGGUCUUAUUGGAAACACGUGCGUCGUCCUUGCUAUAUUGAGAAACAAAUCUCUUCAAACCGUUCCAAACCUAUUCAUCAUUUCCUUAUCAUGCUCAGAUAUUGUUGUGUGUUGUACGUCUGCUACAAUCACACCGAUAACCGCAUUCAAAAAGGAAUGGAUAUUUGGCGAAGGAUUGUGCCGCGUGGCCCCGUUCAUAGCGGGUAUUAGCUUGUGCUUUUCGACGUUCACAUUAACCGCCAUCUCAAUCGACCGCUAUAUCCUUAUUCGAUUCCCGAUGCGAAAACCAAUAUCGCAUUACCAAGCGCUCGCAAUAAUCGGAAUAAUUUGCGUGUUUGCCGCGACAAUCACGUCACCGAUAAUGUUCAAACAGAAAUUGGACAAAUUCGCUAAUUUUUGCGGCGAAUAUUGUACUGAAAGCUGGGGUGAAAAGGAGACACAUAUUCGGAAGUUAUACGGUGCCAUUUUGCUUCUUCUACAACUUGUUAUCCCUCUAACAAUUAUCAUCAUCUGCUAUACAGCAAUAUCGUUAAGAAUUGGACAGAGCAUGAUUCUAAAAGGUGCUAAGAAGCAGAAGGCCGACAAUUGGGAGGUUGAGCUCAGCGAGCAACAGCGAAUUGCCGUUAAACGACGGCAACGAACCAAUCGGAUGCUUAUUGGAAUGGUUGUAGCUUUUGCAUUAAGUUGGAUUUGGUCGGUGACGUUUAACAUUCUCCGUGAUUAUGAUUAUCUUCCGGAACUUAUCAAAAAUCAAGAGUACAUCUUUGGAAUUGCCACACACUGCAUUGCGAUGACGUCAACGGUCUGGAAUCCACUUCUCUAUGCUGUUCUAAACCUUCAACUCCGCGCUGCUUUCAUCAAUUUGAUGCCAAAUUGGCUGCGGAAUCGACUCAAACUUGAGUGCGACACUCAAUCUCCAUUGUUGAAUCAUACGACUAAUAUGACAGCAAAUAAGUAUGGUUCGACAGCGACCCAGAGACUCAAGGCUACUGUCGUUGACACCAAUCAAGGCAACCAGAUCGUGUCAACUAUAGUUGAGCAAAUUCAUCGGGAAUCGAAUAGUUUCAAAAUAGACUCAGCCAUUCGUAAAAAAUCAUCGGUUAUUCGAAUACUAGUGCAGAAAAAGAAGGGCGAGGAAGAAGAGCACUUGAUCGUUCGCGAAUCGCCAUCACCGCCGAAUAUGGAGAUGCAAACCCUAUCAGUUUCCGAUUUUCCAAUUCCGCGUAGAAGAAGCGCCCAACCGCGAAGCAACAAGAAAGUUGUUCUUCCUCGAAAAGCGUCCUUCUAA